Molecule: messenger RNA, 675 nt
Organism: Auanema sp. JU1783
Lineage: Eukaryota; Metazoa; Nematoda; Chromadorea; Rhabditida; Rhabditidae
Source: the annotation of a GenBank genome assembly
AUGGUCUGCACCUAUUCCAUAAAGUUCGUAGAACAGAUUCAAAAGUCAGCAAUCGAAGUUCUUCACACUUCGCAAGUAGGAACAACUUCACGGCAGUGUACCUGUAACGAAAUGACAAACUGUUACGAUUCGGCUCGGAAUGAGGCUUAUGACUGCUUCACCCCUUGUUGGCACGAAGUUCAAAAAAUCACAUCUGAUCCAAAAACAUUGAAGACUUGUUUCGACGCUCGCAAAGGAUUUUUAGAAGAAUUGGUCAACUGUUUCAAAGACAAAUUACGAGCAUGUGCUCAAGAUGUUUCGAAAGCUGAACAGAUUCAAGUUCAUAAUUAUGAUUAUGUAGCUAUGAUAAACCGAGCCGAAUUGGUUAUCCAGAAUCAAAUGGCCAAGUUCUUACAAUCAGUAACUUCUCCUUCUGUAAAGCAAGUAAUUGAUGCUGCUACAAAUCUAGGUCGAUGUGUCAAAGAGUGUUUCAUAGAGAAGAACAAAAACGGUUUCUGUUUUGAUAAAAUUCCUUGCCAGCCGAAUAUAUCUGAUAGAAAUGCCAAGCAAGCUGUUCGUCAGUGUGCCCGUCAAAUAAGUUGGAAGACCGAGAUUGGGGAACUCUGCAAAUGUUCCAGUGCAGCUGGAGUAAGUGGAAUUUCUGAUUAUUGCGGGAUGCUGCGGGUUAUGGGCUAA